AAAUACUGUAAAUUUGAUAAAAAUAAAAAUUAAUAAUAUUUUUAUUAUUUUUUCUAAAAUUUUUUGAACUGAAAUUAGUCUUAACAAAUUGGCCCUGCAUCAACUGGGCUUGAGCCUCACUGAUGAAAAGAAAAGAAACUUUUCCACCCCGGAAGUUUAGCGACCACGCUGAGUCAAGCCAGGCCUCACAGUCCAUAGAGACCCGUUGGCGCCUAAAUCCUGUCAUUUUCUAAAUCUUCCCGCCAGUUCCAACAUCCAAAAAAGUAAAGAAAAAAAAAAAUCACUGCAAAACCCUAAUCACUCAAUUCAGAAUCAGAGAGAGCAAAAAUGGAGAACGAUGAGCCAGUUACGGCAGCUAGACGCCGUACCAGAGGGCCAGAAGCAACAGCACGAGCAUCAGCCUUAGAACGACUCAAAGCGCUACGUCAAGGAGGCCGGAGAUCAGAAAAUGGUGCUGGAUAUGACAUCAAAAUGGAAACUCCAAUCUUCGACACAGUCUCCGAGGACGAUUACGAUAAACUCGUUGCACAACGUCGUUUGGAGGCUCAAGGCUUCAUUGUCGACGAUGACGGUCUAGGUUACGGCGAUGAAGGCGAAGAAGAGGACUGGUCUCAGGCUGGGUUACCUCCAUCUUCAGAUGAAUCUGACGGAGGAGAGACAAAUAAUAAGAACAGAUCUAAAAGAAAAAAGACGGAAAAGAAAGAGAAAGGCAAAAGUAAAGUAAUAAAGAAAGUUAACAGUUCGCUAUCAGCGGCGGCUGCUGCGCUUAUGGGAAAACAAAGGAUAUCGUCGAUGUUUACAUCGACAGUGUUUAAAAAUAGAGAUAAGAAUUUAGAUUGUGAGAAUAUUGUUGAUGACGUUAUUGCAGAGUUUGCUCCUGACGAAAACGACAGAGAAAGGCGCAGGAGAGUUCAAUUACCUGUUAAGAUUGAGGGUGAUGUUGUCAAUUUGACGGUUAAUGGCGGUUUAGGCAGGGGUGUCAUGAAUGAUUGUGAUAACGUGGUUAAAUUAGGACAAAAUUGUAGUGUUGAUGAGAGAGAAGGGAUGGUUAUGGAAGCUAAAGAGGUGGAAAAAGGAGUGGAUUAUGAUGAGAAGAGGGAGAUUUUAGCUGAAGUUAAAGAAACGGCGGUGGUGGUGAAGGAGGAGACUGAGAGUGAGAGGGGGCGUGUGCUUAAUGCAAAGAUUAGUAUUGAGGAGAAGGAUCCUGCUUUUAGUGCAAUGGCUGAUUGGCAAGCAGUGAGAAGUGGUGGAAAUGGAAGUGUUGCGGGUGUUACUGAGGAGGUUAAGAGCGGGGUCGUUUGUGACGAGCAAUCUGAGUUUGAGCUUGAGGCUGAUGGUUCGUUGCCUUUUUAUAUAAUUGAUGCUCACGAAGAGAUUUUUGGUGCUAAUAUGGGUACCCUCUAUCUCUUUGGGAAGGUGAAAGCAGGAAAUACAUAUCACAGUUGCUGUAUGGUUGUAAAGAACAUGCAGAGAUGUGUUUAUGCUAUUCCAAAUGGUUCCAUUUUUCAUACGGAGGACAUGAUCAGGCUGGAAAAAGAUGUUGAAGAGUCACGGAUUUCGCCUGCUGAGUUCCGUAAAAAGCUGCAAGAUGUGGCAUACGAGCUAAAAAAUGAAAUAGCAAACCAAUUCUUAUCUCUCAAUGUUUCAAGUUUUAGCAUGACUCCUGUUAAGAGGAAAUAUGCAUUUGAGCGACAAGACAUACCUGUUGGGGAGAAUUAUGCACUUAAGAUCAACUACUCAUUCAAGGAGCCUCCACUUCCAGCAGAUCUGAAAGGGGAAACCUUCUCUGCACUGCUUGGAACUCAUUGCAGUGCUUUAGAGCUUUUUCUUGUCAAAAGGAAAGUGAAGGGACCAUCAUGGCUCUCAGUUUCUAAGUUCUCAACAUGUCCAGCUUCACAGAGAGUGAGCUGGUGCAAGUUUGAGAUCACUGCUGACUCACCAAAAGACAUACGAGUUUCGUCUUCCUCAAAGAACACAAUAGAGAUUCCUCCAGUGGUUGUUACAGCAAUAAAUUUGAAGACCAUCAUAAACGAAAAGCAGAAUGUGAAUGAAAUAGUCUCUGCAUCCCUCAUUUGUUGUCACAAGGCUAAGAUUGACACACCAAUGUUGGCCUCAGAAUGGAAAAAACCUGGUAUGCUGAGCCAUUUUACUGUUGUCCGAAAGCUUGAUGGGGGAAUAUUCCCAAUGGGGUUCUCCAAAGAGGUGACUGAAAGGAAUACACAGGCAGGAUCAAAUGUUCUAGGCAUUGAAAGCAGUGAAAGAGCUUUGUUGAAUCGUCUGAUGAUUGCAUUAAACAAAUUGGAUAGUGAUGUUCUUGUUGGGCAUAAUAUAUCUGGCUUUGACCUGGAUGUUCUACUCCACAGAUCCCAGGCUUGUCGUGUGCCAAGCAGCAUGUGGUCCAAAAUUGGUCGUCUUAAGCGUUCUAUAAUGCCUAAGCUUACAAAAGGAAAUACUAUGUUUGGAUCUGGAGCAAGUCCAGGGAUCAUGUCUUGCAUUGCUGGUCGCCUCUUAUGUGAUACAUAUUUGUGCUCCCGGGACUUGUUAAAAGAGGUUAGUUAUUCUCUGACAGAACUAGCAAGAACUCGCCUAAACAAAGAUCGGAAGGAGGUUACACCACAUGAUAUUCCCAGAAUGUUCCAGUCAUCGAAAUCGCUUAUUGAAUUGAUUGAAUUUGGAGAGACAGAUGCAUGGUUAUCUAUGGAACUCAUGUUUCAUUUGAGUGUUCUUCCUCUCACACGUCAGCUGACUAAUAUUAGUGGUAAUCUCUGGGGAAAAACUCUCCAAGGUGCUAGGGCACAGAGAGUGGAGUAUCUUCUACUGCAUGCAUUUCAUGCAAAGAAGUAUAUUGUACCUGACAAGAAUUCCUUUCAUCUAAAAAAGGAGACAAAAAUGACAAAGCGGAGAAUACAUAAUGGCGUUGAAGAAAAAAAUGCUGAAGAGUUGGAUACUGAUCAUGCCAAUUUUGAUAAUGACAGUCCAGAGAAUGACCGUGGAAAAGGGAAAAAAGGCCCUGCUUAUGUAGGCGGUCUAGUUUUGGAGCCCAAAAAGGGUCUAUAUGACAAAUAUGUAUUGCUUCUGGACUUCAAUAGUCUUUAUCCUUCUAUUAUUCAGGAGUAUAAUAUUUGCUUCACAACAGUUGAAAAAUCUACAGAUGGAUUGGUCCCUCGUUUACCUUCUAUCAAAACAACUGGAGUUCUACCAGAGUUGCUGAAAAAUCUGGUCGAGAGGAGGAGAAUGGUCAAAUCAUGGAUGAAGAAUGCAUCUGGUCUCAAGGUCCAGCAGCUUGACAUUCAGCAACAGGCAUUAAAGCUCACUGCAAAUAGUAUGUAUGGAUGCCUUGGAUUUUCAAAUUCAAGAUUUUAUGCAAAGCCUCUUGCAGAGCUUAUUACUCUACAGGGGCGGGAGAUUCUGCAGAGUACUGUGGAUCUUGUUCAAAAUAAUUUGAACUUGGAGGUCAUAUAUGGCGAUACAGAUUCAAUCAUGAUUUAUAGUGGUUUAGAAGAUAUCACAAAAGCAAAAGCUAUUGCAGGGAAAGUCAUCCAGGAGGUUAACAAGAAGUACAGGUGUUUGGAAAUUGAUCUUGAUGGCUUGUACAAGAGAAUGUUGCUUCUGAAGAAGAAAAAAUAUGCAGCUGUCAAACUUCAGUUCAAAGAUGGUACACCAUAUGAGGUCAUUGAACGUAAAGGUCUUGACAUGGUUCGCCGUGACUGGAGCUUGCUAUCAAAGGAAUUAGGAGAUUUCUGCCUUGCUCAAAUCUUGUCUGGGGGAUCAUGUGAGGAUGUAGUUGAAUCAAUACAUAACUCCCUUAUGAAGGUACAGGAGGAAAUGAGGAAUGGACAAGUAGCACUUGAGAAGUACAUUAUUACAAAGACAUUAACUAAACCACCUGAAGCCUACCCUGAUGCCAAAAAUCAACCUCAUGUUAUGGUAGCACUAAGAUUGAAGCAGAGUGGCUAUACUACUGGUUGCUCUGUUGGUGAUACAGUACCAUAUAUUAUUUGCUGUGAGCAGGGUGCUACUCCUGGAAGUUCGUCAGGAAUUGCUCAACGGGCUAGACAUCCUGAUGAAUUGAAAAAAGAUGAUGGGAAAUGGAUGAUUGACAUAGAUUACUACCUGUCACAGCAAAUCCAUCCUGUGGUAUCACGUCUGUGUGCUUCAAUUCAAGGAACAAGCCCGGAACGUUUGGCUGAUUGUCUGGGCCUUGACUCAUCCAAGUUUCAAAUUAAAUCAAGUGAAGCCAUAAACAACGAUCCUGCUAGCUCACUUUUGUUUGCUGUCAACGAUGAGGAAAGAUAUAGGAGCUGUGAGCCAUUGCUCUUGUCAUGUCCCAGUUGCUCUGGUACUUUUGAAUGUCCCGCUGUCUUCGGUUCCAUUUGUACGUCAAUCAGUGCGAACCCAACAAAACUGCAGGUAGAGGAAUCUGUGUCUAAUUUCUGGUGCAGGAUGCGUUGCCCUAAAUGCCCAGAAGAAGGUGAUACCGGCAGAAUAUCUCCUGCAAUGUUAGCAAACCAGGUAAAAAGGCAAGCGGAGGGGUUCGUUUCUAUGUACUAUAAAGGCUUAAUGACGUGUGAUGAUGAAACUUGUAAGCAUAUUACCCGCAGCCUUAAUCUACGGCUAAUAGGCGAUUCAGAAAGAGGAACAGUUUGUCCAAACUAUCCUCGCUGCAAUGGCCGUCUUGUGAGAAAGUACACUGAAGCAGAACUCUACAAGCAGCUUUCAUUUUACUGCUAUCUAUUGGAUACAGUCCGUUGCAUGGAAAAGAUGGAUGCCGGCACUAGAAUAUCACUAGAGAAGAAGAUUACCAAGAUACGGCCGAUGGUUGAUUUGGCAGUAUCAACAGUGCAGAAGAUCAGGGAUCGGUGUGCUUAUGGAUGGGUACAGUUGAGCGACUUAAGUGUCACAGUUUGAGCUAAAUGAUGUAAAUAUCAGCCUAAAGCCAAGUGAGAUUAUUUUCGUAACUUAGCAAAAUUGUGCAUAUAUAUAAAACUGAUUAUUUUUCGAUUU
This is a messenger RNA of Ricinus communis (castor bean), 5004 nucleotides long. Its product is annotated as DNA polymerase alpha catalytic subunit. Bases 328 to 4908 code for a protein of 1526 amino acids. The transcript has 30 exons. Gene Ontology annotation, biological process: lagging strand elongation; DNA replication; mitotic DNA replication initiation. Gene Ontology annotation, cellular component: alpha DNA polymerase:primase complex. NCBI's taxonomy places the organism in Eukaryota, Viridiplantae, Streptophyta, Magnoliopsida, Malpighiales, Euphorbiaceae. Gene Ontology annotation, molecular function: DNA replication origin binding; pyrimidine nucleotide binding; chromatin binding. The record is from RefSeq and is a predicted model, not a curated record.